AUCACCCCGCGCCGGCCUGCUCCGCGACGCGCCGGCGGCUGGCGCAGCCCUUCGCUCGCCCGGCCUCCCCCUCCCUGGUUCUGCGCUCUGGUUCCGCCAUGGAAUCUAACAAGGAUGAAGCCGAGCGCUGUAUUAGCAUCGCCCUCAAGGCCAUCCAGAGCAACCAGCCCGACCGAGCCCUCCGCUUCCUGGAGAAGGCGCAGCGCCUGUACCCGACGCCACGAGUUCGUGCCCUGAUCGAGUCCCUCAACCAGAAACCACAGCCUGCUGGUGACCAACCCCCACCCACAGAAGCAGCUCACGCCACCCACAGGAAAGCAGGUGGGACUGAUGCCCCCUCGGCCAACGGUGAAGCUGGAGGAGGGGAGAGCACCAAAGGCUACACGGCAGAACAAGUGGCAGCCGUGAAGAGGGUCAAGCAAUGCAAAGAUUACUACGAGAUCCUGGGGGUGAGCAGGGGGGCCUCAGAUGAGGACCUGAAGAAGGCCUACCGCAAACUAGCCCUCAAGUUCCACCCGGACAAGAACCAUGCACCUGGUGCCACUGAAGCUUUCAAAGCCAUUGGCACAGCAUAUGCGGUACUUAGCAACCCCGAGAAGAGGAAGCAGUAUGACCAGUUCGGAGACGACAAGAGCCAGGCAGCCCGGCACGGCCACGGGCACGGGGACUUCCACCGUGGCUUCGAGGCAGACAUUUCUCCUGAAGAUCUCUUCAACAUGUUCUUUGGCGGUGGCUUCCCUUCUAGUAAUGUUCAUGUCUACAGCAACGGCCGCAUGCGCUAUACCUACCAGCAGAGGCAGGACCGCAGGGAGAACCAGGGUGAUGGUGGGCUAGGGGUGUUUGUCCAGCUGAUGCCCAUCCUCAUCCUGAUCCUCGUGUCAGCUCUCAGCCAGCUCAUGGUGUCCAGCCCACCCUACAGUCUGAGCCCAAGACCGUCGGUGGGCCACAUCCACAGGCGAGUCACUGACCACCUGAACGUCGUCUACUACGUGGCAGACACCUUCUCUGAGGAGUACACGGGCUCCAGCCUCAAGACAGUCGAAAGGAAUGUGGAAGAUGAUUACAUCGCCAAUCUCCGAAACAACUGCUGGAAAGAAAAACAACAGAAGGAAGGAUUGCUGUACCGGGCCCGCUACUUCGGCGACACAGAUAUGUACCACAAAGCACAGAAGAUGGGCACCCCGAGCUGUAACCGACUGUCAGAGGUGCAGGCCUCCCUGCAUGGAUAGUCCUGGGCCAACCACGCCACCGAGGUCGAAACUAUGAAAUCCCUGGAGAAUUUUUGGUGACAUGCACUGAGCCAAGGUGAUGAACUGUAUGUUUAAGGAAAGACACACAAAGAAAAAAAAUUAAAAUGGAAUUGGAGGCCGAACGCCGCACAGCUGCCCUCUCUCACCCAGUAAUGCAGAAAGCUCUUAGGACAGACAGAAACCUGCCACGGGGCUGCUUCCCUCCCUUCCUCCCUGGGCCAGCAGAGGCUCCAUCAGCUCUCUCCUAGGAUACGGAAACCAUGGCAACGAAAAUAGAAUGUAAAACUUGGAGAAAACGUCUGUGGGAGGGCCCAAGGGAGGGGGUGCCUGACUGCCCUUCUUCCCCCUCCCAGGAACCCUCUGCGGUCACCCUCAGAAGGGAGUCAGGGGUGAUGGCCAAGGACAGAGAGGAGGAAAGAACUCUCUAUAGAAUGUAAUUUAUAGAUACAUCUAUAUGUAUAUAUAUCUAUUUAUAUGUAAAUAGGCAUAUAUAAAGAUAUAUAUAUAUAGUCUACUAUUUAAACUAUGCAGGGGUUUGGUUAAGUUGUUUAGCUGAAUUUCUUCGUGUUUAGAAAACAAGGCCUAUUUGGGGAAGACACCUGGGUCCUUCAAAAGCUAGACAUUAGCCAUAACUGACAGUGUAAGGAAAGCCUCCUCAUAUGCUUUUGAAGUUCCCCCAACCCCAGCCUGGUUUGGAUGACAGCAGUAAUCAUGAUAGUGUAAAACCAUAGACAAUUUCUGCAGGUUGCCAGGUUCGUGGUGAAGCUGGAAAGGAGCAGACCAUGGGGGGUGGGGAUGCCCCUCAGGGCCACUCCAGGUCAGUAUUGGGUCAUGGUAGAGGCCCCGUACAGGGCCUGCCAAGGAGAGACCACCCCCUCAAGCUGCCCCUCCCUUUUGGCCAGCUCAGGUGGGCUCUUUGUCCUGGUGCCCAGGAGCCCUUCUGUGCCCUGCCCACACACACAGCAGGGGUUGAGGGGGCCGGGCCGGCUUUUGCCUGCCCACUGUCCCACCCUACAGUCCCAGAGAGGGCUUUGCCUUAUAGGUGCCGCAGGGCACAGCUCCACCUUGCCACUGGUUUCUCCUAAGUCAUGCACCAAGGACUCCAGAAAGCUCUUCCACCAGGAAUCAGCAGGUGGUGCCCAGGACCCCGGGGUGGCAGCCCAGCUCCUGAAGAGAAGCAGUGAUGGAGGGUGCCUCUGUCUCCACCUCCAAGGAUGCGACUCCCCCAGGCCUGUUCGUGCACGCUGGACAAAGGACACAACUGGACCGGGACGAUUUUUGUACCCUCACCUUCAGAUGAGGAUUUUUCUCAAAACAGCAACUGCUGCCAGGGGCAGGAGGGAGGUUUUAUUUAUUCCCACAGUUCAGACCGAUCCAUUUGGAAUUUGUGUUUUCCCGCCUUUUCCUGUGGUGGCGGGCAUGUCGUCGAGCCUGCUGUCUUCCAAAGCCUUACUUCCCCACGCUGCCAGUCAGGAGAUGACAACUACCCUCCAAAUUUUCUCUUGGCUCUUUUUUUUUUUUUCCGAAGUUCCCCAACAAAUAGGAUUCUUGCUGGGAAAGGAAGUUUGGUAAAGAAAUGUCAAAUCUGGUUUUUAAACAAGGUCCACCCUGAAGUGAAGCGGCCCCGGCCCAGAGAGAUCAUAAGAACUGGACGUGGGCCAGAGUACCCCACCACGGUGGCCCUGGUGCUCUGCCCCCACCACCUGACUGGUCUUGGUAGACGUCCCUAGACGGGCUGAGCCACGUGCAAUAAGAACAUAGAUCCUAACGGAUCCCCUGAAAAGUUGUAUUUCUUGAAUUCGAAUUCUGAAAUUGUACAUCUAUAAAUAUAUGUUUAUUAUGUGAUUGGC
Messenger RNA from Tupaia belangeri chinensis (Chinese tree shrew), 3100 nucleotides. RefSeq names its product DnaJ heat shock protein family (Hsp40) member B12 (gene DNAJB12). Bases 99 to 1229 code for a protein of 376 amino acids. The record is from RefSeq and is a predicted model, not a curated record. Gene Ontology annotation, molecular function: Hsp70 protein binding. Gene Ontology annotation, cellular component: endoplasmic reticulum membrane. The transcript has 9 exons. Gene Ontology annotation, biological process: cellular response to misfolded protein. NCBI's taxonomy places the organism in Eukaryota, Metazoa, Chordata, Mammalia, Scandentia, Tupaiidae.